Fusarium pseudograminearum CS3096 is the source of this 1761-nucleotide messenger RNA. RefSeq lists its product as uncharacterized. NCBI's taxonomy places the organism in Eukaryota, Fungi, Ascomycota, Sordariomycetes, Hypocreales, Nectriaceae. The record is from RefSeq and is a predicted model, not a curated record. The coding region runs from base 1 to 1761 and encodes 586 amino acids. Gene Ontology annotation, biological process: phenol-containing compound metabolic process. Gene Ontology annotation, molecular function: N-acetylglucosamine-6-sulfatase activity; arylsulfatase activity; glycosaminoglycan binding. The transcript is spliced from 5 exons.
AUGCGUUCUUCAAAUUGGAUCAACCCGAUACUAUUGGCAAGCUCACUAUCUGCCCAGUGUCUGGGAGCUGUGGUUAGCAAUGAUCAAAAAGCCCUGAUCAAUGAUACCGCCCAUGGCAAGAAGAAGAACAUCGUAUUCAUCCUUACUGAUGACCAAGACUCAGUCUUAGACUCAGUCUCAUACAUGCCAAAAUUGAAAGAGAACAUCAUCGACAAAGGCGCCUCAUUCAUCAACCACUUCACCACCACAGCCAUCUGCUGUCCAGCUCGUGUGUCACUUUGGACGGGCAAGCAGCCUCAUUCGACAAAUGUGACUGAUGUAAGCCCGCCAUAUGGUGGCUACCCCAAGUUCGUCUCCCAGGGUCUCAACGAGAACUACCUACCCGUCUGGCUGAGCGAAGCGGGCUACAAGACCUAUUACACCGGAAAAUUAUUCAAUUCUCACACAGUUAAUAACUACAACUCGCCAUAUCCCGCUGGGUGGACUGGAACCAACUUUCUUCUCGACCCUGGAACUUAUGACUACUUGAAUCCGAUCUACCAGCACAAUCAGGAGGCCCCAGUCUAUCAUAAGGGAGAGCAUACUUCAGACCUAAUUGCUAAGUAUGCGCAUGAGCUUCUGAAAGAAGCGAUUGAUUCGAACAAUCCGUUCUUUGUUGGCAUUGCUCCUAUUGCACCGCACUCGAAUAUCGACGUCGACCGGGUGGCUGGGAGUGGUAUGACAAUACCUAUUCCCGCCGAGAGACACUCACAUCUCUUUGAAGGGGUAAAAGUCCCGCGGACUGAAAACUUCAAUCCAGAUUCUCCCAGCGGAGUGAGCUGGAUCAAGGAACUCGAGCAGUUCAACGAAUCAUCCGUAUCGCACCUCGAUAAUUACUAUCGCGCACGUCUCCAAGCUCUCCAAGGCGUCGACGAGAUUGUGGAGCAGGUCACUCAGCAGCUGGAAGACGCUGGUCUACUCGAUGAUACGUAUAUUAUCUACAGCUCCGACAACGGAUAUCAUCUUGGCCAGCACCGACUACCUCCUGGUAAGGAAUGCGGGUUUGAGGAGGACAUCCGUGUACCCCUUUUCAUCAGAGGCCCGGGCAUUUCUUCCGGUGCUGUGGAGAAGACUGUGACAACUCACAUCGACCUCGCGCCUACCAUUCUCAAGCUUGCAGGCGUUGAGUUGAGACAGGAUUUUGACGGUACUCCCAUCCCGGUGCUGGAUAACGAGGAGGGAAAGCGUCACGAGCAUGUUGCUGUUGAAUACUGGGGUGUUGCCAUUGCUGAGGGCGGCUUUGGUGGUUUUGAUGGAAAGGGCCUGCUCCAGAUACAAAACAACACGUACAAGGGUGUAAGAAUAGUGCACGAGGACUACGAUCUUUACUACUCGGCUUGGUGUAACAACGAGCACGAACUCUACGAUGUCAAGACGGACCCAGGACAACUGAACAAUAUUUUCCCCCUUGAUGGCAAAGCGACUGCAGACAAGGCAUUCCUGGGAACCACCGCCCAGCAAGUCGUCAACCGUCUCGAUGCUUUGAUGCUCGUGUUGAAGUCCUGCAAGGGAAACACGUGCAUAGAGCCCUGGAAGACCAUUCACCCUGAUGGUAAAGUGGCGAAUCUCAAAGACGCUCUUACGGGCAAGUUUGAUAGCUUCUAUGAGGAGCAGGUCAAGGUCCGAUUUGAUCGUUGUGAAGCGGGAUAUCUGGUCGAUGCUGAGGGGCCGCAAGUUGGAUAUGAGUAUCGCGAGGGUCUCGAGUGGCAUCAUUGGACUUGA